ACAAUUGCUUGAUCGCAAUAAUCAUGGUACGAAAAUUAAAAUAUCACGAACAGAAGUUGCUGAAAAAGCUUGAUUUUAUAUCAUGGGAAGCAGAUAAUAAUCUACACGAAGUGAAAAUUUUGAAAAGUUAUCGAAUACAAAAAAGGGAAGAUUAUACGAAAUAUAAUAAGCUAUCACGGGAAAUUCGUGAAUUAGGGGAAAAAAUUAAAAAAAUUGAUGCAGAUCAUCCAUUUCGAAUAGAGCAGAGUGCAUUAUUGCUGGAAAAGUUAUAUAUAAUGGGACUUAUAAAUACAAAAUGGGAUUUGUCGCUAACACAAAAAGUAAAUGCAAGUUCGUUUUGCAAAAGACGAUUGCCAGUUAUUAUGGUACGAAAUAAAAUGAGUCAAAAUUUAAAGAUUGCAACACAAUUAAUAGAACAAGGUCAUGUUAGAGUUGGCGUAGAAGUUGUAAAAGAUCCAGCAUUUCUGGUAACAAGGAAUUUGGAAGAUUUUGUUACUUGGGUAGAUACGUCUGCUAUUAAGAAACAUAUAUUGGAAUACAAUAAUGCUAGAGAUGACUUUGAUAUGGCAUGAAUCUAGUAAAGAUAUUAAAAUCAAAAUUUCUUAAUUCUAAUAACUACUAUUAAAAUUCUCAAAUUCUCAAAAAAUAAUUAUAUGUUCAAUAAAUCAUUUAAUUAAUGUCUAUAGAACUUAAUUAUCCUUAAGAAUAGCUUUCUGACAUUUUUGAGGUUGUUUCAUAUGAAUUUCUUGAAAUAUAACUUCACGCAUUGUAUCCAUGUAAUUACUAAAAAGAAACAAUAAAUUAAAAGCUUUGAAAAUA
Molecule: messenger RNA, 819 nt
Organism: Bombus pascuorum
Lineage: Eukaryota; Metazoa; Arthropoda; Insecta; Hymenoptera; Apidae
Product: U3 small nucleolar ribonucleoprotein protein IMP3
Exons: 4
Coding region: 24-572 (182 amino acids)
Biological process (GO): rRNA processing
Cellular component (GO): Mpp10 complex; small ribosomal subunit; small-subunit processome
Molecular function (GO): snoRNA binding; structural constituent of ribosome; rRNA binding
Source: RefSeq, a predicted model, not a curated record